Molecule: messenger RNA, 2421 nt
Organism: Psylliodes chrysocephalus
Lineage: Eukaryota; Metazoa; Arthropoda; Insecta; Coleoptera; Chrysomelidae
Source: the annotation of a GenBank genome assembly
GUUAAGGACAACCAAGUGCUUGCAAGUGCCAUGUCUGAAACGAAAGAGUGAAAGAGAAAGAGCUUUCAACAAGAGUGAGAAGAGAUAACCAGAAUUUCCAUGUGGCUACCUGCCGCUUGCGCGUAAGCGUAGGUAAAUCGAGCAGAAAAACAGAAAACGAGAAAACGUCAAAUAUCAAAAUUGUACGAUAUUGCUGCACGGUUGUUGUCGAGUUGUACGAGUUAACAAUAAAAAUUAAACAAAUAUUGACAAAAUACGAUUAAGUGAUUAUCACUCUGGAGAGUUAAUAAAGAAAAAACUGCAGAAAACAGAUUUAAUUUUGGAUUCUGCUAGAAAAUAAAAUACUACAACACAAACAAACGUCCAAGUUUUGUUGGAAAUUAAAUUGUUUAUUUCAUUGUUAAAUUAUUUUGUUUAUUGUAUAUUUGCAGUUUAAAUAUUAAAAUAAAACAAUAAAAUAAAUUGUUUUGUGAAGUCAGACUUACUUUACCAGAAGAAAAUCAAUACAAUUAAUAUUUAUCCACAAUGUCUGGAGCAGUAUAUCAACCUACAACAAUUACCUACGAAUCAAAUGGUCCACAAGAAAGGUGGCAAGACAGACCAAUAAGCUAUUUAGCAUCAUCAGUAUCACAGAGUGCUAGAAGACCAUGUGGAAUAAGUUGUUUACCGUCCAGAAAUGUGCUUCCCAUAGUUCUUGUCUCGACAUGUGUUGCUUGUUUUAUUAUUGGACUGAUUAUGCUAAUACAGGGGGCAAUGGGAUACUCAGAAACAUCUGAAAAUAAAGAAGAUAUAUUCCUGGUUGUCACCAUAUUUGGAGCAGUAUUAUUUGCCAUAUCUAUUCUGCUGUUUGUCUUCUUCAUUCGCCUAACCAGACGAAUGUGUUGGAGGAACACUAAAGAUCAUUUGGAUACUUCUGGAGGUCAAGCUCUAACAGUUAAUCCUUCUACCGACCUUCUUGUGACAGCACAAUACGCUCCCGUUUCAGAAGUGGCUUAUCAACCUGCACAGCAAGAGGAUAGCGAGCAAAGCAAGUUGAUGCCUCAGGAGAACAAGGAUCUCAUAAAUGAAGAUACAGACCGCAUGGUUGAACGAGACCCAAGGAUCGUACUUCGUCCUCUUAAUACUCCAGCACAUGAAGAAACUUAAGAUUUAAACACAUUUACAUGUACACAGCUCUUCUAGCUUUAAGACUUCAGUACUUAUAUAUUUUGAAAACUUUCACUAUUUUUAACUUAGAAUAGAGAUUUUAUUUUCCAAAUAGAUAUCUAAUAAAUAGAUAGACAUGGAAGAAAAAUGGAAACAAGUACUUUGACGAGAUUAAUGAUUAGCCUGAUUUUUAUUUUACAUUAUUAAGAAAAAUGCAAAAAACAUUCCUAAAGAGUGAGAUUAAGAAACGGAAACAAAUUGUAUGUACAUGAUUAAGAAUAUAUUUUUUUGAGUCUCGUAUUUAAAGUAAAACGAGUAUAAAAAGGAUUACACCCUUGUUCAAGCUGUUUUUUUUUACCUGUACUACAUAACUAAUAUGCAUAUAAGUCACAAAUAAAAAGCAUGGUUUAUAUUAUAAGAUAUUAAUAAUGAAGCACAGUAAAGAACAGCUAGCAGCGGGAUUCUCAUUUGUUUUUUAAUUUCAGAAAUUAAUAUAGUCUUCAUUUAUAUUUUUCUAAUUCAUAUCCAGUUUUGAGAAAAACAUCAUUUUAGUCGCGAUUUUUAUACGUUAAAACAUUACGUUCUUAGUUUGAUAUGUGGCAACGUUGUCUAGAAAUUGACAAUAAUCUUGAAGGCUCUAACACCAGUAACUAAAACGGCGUCAUUUGUAGAGGAACCUGAGUGCUUACUUGACUUGUAGUGAUUGUACGAUUAUAAACAUUAUAUAGUAAUAAUUUGAGAAGGGUCUGAUUUAAAAACGUUUUUAAAUUUAGGUACUUGUUUUAAUUCGUGAUUUGUUUUAAUAAUAAUGCUAUAAGUGUUUUAAAAAAAUAUUUAGAAGUGACCUAAUCUAUUUAUGAAUUAUACAUGAACAUAUAAACAAUUUUUUUUUAUUAAUACGGAUUCAGUAUAUUUAACUUUUUAACUGUGCUGUGGCCUUAUGAGAAUGCCGAAAAAUAUUUUGUACCAAAUUGUUUAAAAUCAAUGGAUACUUAUCUGAAAAACUUUUAUAUUUGUGCUCAAACUUGAAUGUGGGCAAAUCGUGCUUUAAAGGGUGUUGUAAAAACAUAAAAAAAUACUGUUGUGCAGAUCACAACAACAGAAUACACACAGCACAACUGGUAGCUGAGUACAACGUUAGUAACAGUGAAAUCUCUCUCCUUUUCUCUUAACUAAUAGAAUAGGAUGAAAUCGAUUUUUUAAGUACAAUACUUGAACAGAAAAGAUAAAUCUCUAAGAAACAAACUUACACCUUUGCCACAUAUCUGAUUAGGA